This is a messenger RNA of Astrephomene gubernaculifera, 1370 nucleotides long. Lineage: Eukaryota; Viridiplantae; Chlorophyta; Chlorophyceae; Chlamydomonadales; Astrephomenaceae. The record is from the annotation of a GenBank genome assembly.
CUGAACACGCAGGUGUCCGUCCUGAUGGGCACUGUCAUCAUGGUGGUGUGCGCGGGGCUGCUGCUGCAGUGCCGCCGGCAGCUGGGCGCGCUGUUCUCGGGGGAGCAGGAGGUGGUGCUGCUGACCAGCCAGGCGGUGCCCACGCUGGCCAUAUCGCUUAUAGGCGAGGGCGCCAACACGGUACUAGCCGGCGUGCUGCGAGGCUGCGGCCGGCAGAAGAUCGGCGCGCAGAUCAACCUCUUCAUGUACUGGGGCAUUGGGCUGCCCUUCGCCUGUCUGCUGGCCUUCCGCAUGGGCCUGGGCGCCAUGGGGCUGUGGACCGGCCUGGCGUGUACGGCAUCCGUACAGUCGCUGAUCCUGUCGUGGAUCGUGUUUAAGUUUGACUGGAACGCGGAGGCUCAGCGUGCCAAGGCGCUGAUCGCGGCCGGUGAGUUGGAGAUUGAGUUGGAGGAGGAGGUGGAGCUGCUAGCGAGCAGCGGGCGGCUGGGGGCGGAGGGGCUGCUGGAUGUGGCUAGCGCCAAGCCCUCCACGUUGACAUUGUGAGGUUGGGCGGCGGCGGUGUACGACGUGCAGCGCACGAGGAGGAAGGGGCUGGGGAGUAUGCGGCAGUGGCGGGCUUGGUUCGGUUUGGCAGCGGCAUGGUGUGCAAUAACAUGAUGUGUAAGGGGCGCAUGAGUACCGGUAGCGUGCAUGCCGUUGGGGCAUCCGGCAGGAGAGAGGCAGUCUUAAUUGUAGUAGAAAUAUGCCCCCUGAAAGCAGGUCAACGGUCAAGUAUACGUGAAGCUGGGCGCAGUGGUCAUGGCGGCCACCGACAUAUGGACAUAACCACGUAUGUGUGCAUGUGAACCUGGUAUGGUGUUUGUGGUCGGUCUUACACACGUGAGUAUCCGGACAGGUAUAACAUGCGGUAGUACCAAAGCCGCAACGCGCAUGGGCUGUUUGUAUGGUUUGGGAUUUGCGGGUUGUUGGUGAUGCUGCUACUUACCAACGCUGUAGUUUUGAUUGCUGUAGAUCAAGGCCUUCGCUAUGCACCCCAACAUCAUGGCAUCUUUACAUGGCUCUGCUUUCGUGCAUGUGUGCCCAACCUAGUUGGCAAAGUGUACUCGGCGAAUGUCUUGACUGCGCCUACAGGUAGCUGUUAUGAUACACACAGUCCGUUAGCCCCCAUGCGGCCCAUCCAACUGCUAAGUGGCAUGACGGUUUCUUUUGUUGUGACUGAUUUGAGCAUUCAUGCUUUCUGUGAUGUGCUUUGUGCGCGGACCUAGUUACCCUGUGGAAUGUGUGGGGGCCUCAUGGACACACUUACCGGUACAUAACGCGCGCCGAGUUACCGUCGAACAAGAUUGCCUGCCAUGAUAGAUGCGACAAGG